This is a messenger RNA of Penicillium lagena, 225 nucleotides long. RefSeq lists its product as uncharacterized. The record is from RefSeq and is a predicted model, not a curated record. NCBI's taxonomy places the organism in Eukaryota, Fungi, Ascomycota, Eurotiomycetes, Eurotiales, Aspergillaceae. The transcript has a single exon. The coding region runs from base 1 to 225 and encodes 74 amino acids.
AUGACCGCUCCCAGACCCAUUUUGGCGCCUCCGGACUUCCUUCAGCGCAACAACUCAGUGUCGCGACUCUACUCGUCGGCAGCAACCGAAUUUGUCACCCUCGAUCAUCCUGACGGAUACCAUCACUCAUCCAUUACUUUCCCCUUCCACACAGCCGAGAUCCACUGUCCGACCGAGCGCUCAUACUGGGUGGCGUCGCGAAACAUCUUUCUCGCCCGUCCUUGA